Poecilia latipinna (sailfin molly) is the source of this 1055-nucleotide messenger RNA. Its product is annotated as putative golgin subfamily A member 6-like protein 6. The record is from RefSeq and is a predicted model, not a curated record. The transcript has 2 exons. Lineage: Eukaryota; Metazoa; Chordata; Actinopteri; Cyprinodontiformes; Poeciliidae. Bases 38 to 784 code for a protein of 248 amino acids.
CUUCGACUCUGUUUUACAAAAGAAGCUAUGUAACAAUAUGGCCCAGGAGGAGGUUGCCAAAAUGCUACAUGAAGCACAACAUCAGGAGAAGAAAACUCCAAAACAAAAGCCUCUGGCUGAUGAACUGGCUGCCCGAUAUCAAUAUAAACAGAAACAGAAGAGGGAAACGGACAGGACUGAAAGGCAAGGGGUGCUUCCCGGAUAUCGAGCUGAGGAAAUAGGAGCGAGGAGACAGAAGAAGGAUCCCCAGCAGAAACUGAAUACACAGGACAAGACUGAGCCAAACAUGGAAGACCAAAAGAAGACUGUGGAUGACAAUUUAGAGGAUAUAUUGAGGAAAGAAGCUCCCUCUGACUCUCUUUUACAAAAAAGCUAUGUAACAAUAUGGCCAAAGGAGGAGGUUGCCAAAAUGCUACGUGAAGCACAUCAUCAGGAGAAGAAAACUCCAAAGCAAAAGCCUCUGGCUGAUGAACUGGCUGCCCGAUAUCAAUAUAAACAGAAACAGAAGAGGGAAAUGGACAGGACUGAAAGGCAAGGGGUGCUUCCCGGAUAUCGAGCUGAGGAAAAUAGAACCAGGAGACAGAAGAAGGAUCCCCAGCAGAAACUGAAUACACAGGACGAGACUAAAAAACAUAUGGACAACCCAGAUGCAAUGCAGUGGGAAAUGCAUCACAGUGUUACUGUGCAAGGAAGAGAUGUUCAGUAUGAAUCUGGCUUUCUAGACCAUGAGAGUGACUGUGACAUUCCUGAUAAGGACAGAAGUUGUGAAAUACGUAAAAAAUAAUGGUGUACAACCAACUGUCACUUAUAAAGAAAGAAGAAGCUAAAAAACGGGCUUUUAUGGAGGAUAAGUUAUUGAAAGAAAAGAAACGUUGGGAAUCUGCAGAGCCAAAGCGUGAAAAACUGGAGAAAGAGAAAAAAGCUGCAGCUAUCAAGUCUCUGACUAAUUCUUAGGAUUCCCAGAUAAAAUUUAAAUGGCAGGAUAAAAAGGAACUUUGUGAGAUUGAAAGGAAAGACAUGCUUUCUUUAAUUGAAUUGUAAAGAGUGUGUGGAGG